Molecule: messenger RNA, 607 nt
Organism: Saprolegnia parasitica CBS 223.65
Lineage: Eukaryota; Oomycota; Saprolegniomycetes; Saprolegniales; Saprolegniaceae
Exons: 4
Coding region: 50-505 (151 amino acids)
Source: RefSeq, a predicted model, not a curated record
GCUUCGCCGAAUUCCCGCGAGGGCUGCCCGCUCCUACCGCCGAGACCUCAUGGUCUCCUCCCACAAGCUGCAGCAGCGCAGCUACAUUGUCGUACCCUUGGCCAAAGUGUCGCCGACGAUGACCGGUGGCCGCAUCACGGCCUGGCAAAAGGACGUCGGCGCGUACGUCGACUGUUACGACCUCUUGUACGAGUUUGACGCGCAAGGCGUCACAGACGACGACGCUUCGUCUUCUGUCAAGAUGGAAGUCGAGUGUUGCGACGAAGGUUUCCUCGCUGUCGUCUUUGACCCUCUUCCUGCUGAGCCAACAUUGACGUGUCGACCCAUGCUUGCACCCGAUACACCUGUCGCGCUCCUGUGCGAAACAGAAGACGAAAUGCGUACGGUCCAAGCGCAGUUUGCAGCGUCGUCGGCCGUGCGACCAGCUACCGACGCGCAAGUCAUGACGUGGCAUGCGUACCUGCGCGACCCGCGCCCCUCGGACCCCAACUCGUGCUGCAGCUAGUGCAUCGGCGGCUCUCGUGUCGCCGCAAGCAGCGAUCUCGCCUUGUCUUGCCGAAUAAAAUCGUGCACGAGCGGAUAGACCUACCGUGCGCUUGAUGCCCUU